AUGUCCUCUCAGUCUGCCAUCUCAUUCCAACAGCAAGAGGGCCAAUGUGCUGAUACGAAAGCCGAGCACGAGAAGAAGAUUGACAAAAACGGCGUCCAGGACACGGAAGACCCCUCAUCUGACAAUAACAUCGAUCCCAAACAGAAGGUCAAAGGCCGACAGAUCCGCGGUAUUCGCUGGCUGGUCAUCUGUGCCGCUCUCUACAUCAGCUGCAUUCUCUAUGGUCUUGACACCACCAUCGCAGCAGAUGUGCAAGGCCCCGUCAUUGAACGGUUCGGUCACGUUGAACAGCUUGUGUGGGUUGGGGCAGGAUUUCCUCUUGGAUCUGUGUGCGUCAUCCUUCCCCUUGGAAACCUGUACAACACUUUUAAUAUCAAAUGGGUCUUCGUCGCAACGGUCGUCCUUUUCGAGGUCGGCUCUGCUCUUUGUGGACCCGCUCCAACCAUGAGUACUUUGAUUGUCGGUCGUGUCGUCGCCGGCGUGGGAGGUAGCGGUAUUUACCUUGGCUCCUUGAAUUACUUCUUGGCCAUGACGGCGCCAGAGGAACGCAGCUUGUACAUGGCACUGAUUGGGAGCUGUUGGGGCGUCGGUGCCAUCCUAGGUCCUGUCAUUGGCGGAGCAUUUGCAACAUCGCCAGCAACCUGGCGCUGGGCAUUCUACAUCAAUCUUGUCAUUUUUGCCGUUUCGGCUCCUGCUUAUGGCCUCUGCCUUCCCUCGAUUCAUCCUUCGCAAGGAAUAAGUGUACAAGCACGGAUCGCCCGUCUGGACUUUGUCGGCUUCAUCCUCGGUGCUGGCGUCUGGGUUACUUUCCUCUUGGCGCUAUCGAUGGCAGGGGGGCAGUGGGAAUGGAACGAUGGAAGAGCCAUCGCCACUUUUGUGGUUUUUGGAGUCACUUUGGUCACAUAUGUUCUCCAGCAGCACUUUGCCCUCUGCACGACCAAAGCUCACCGUGCAUUUCCGGUCCAUUUGUUGCGCGAACGCACUCAAAUACUCCUCUAUAUCGAGACAGCGGCCGGCAUCACGACACUCUACGUCGCAAUAUAUUUCAUUCCCGUCUAUUUCCAGUUCACAAACGGCGACAGCGCCCUGAAGGCUGCUGUUCGUUUGCUUCCUUUCGUUAUCGUUGCUAUUUCGACAAAUCUAGUAUCGGGGUAUUUUCUUAGCGCCGUAAAAGUGUACAUGUUGAUCUACACCAUCGGCGGCGCCUUCUUGACGAUCGGCGGCGCCCUUCUGACAGCUUACCGUAGCCCGCACACGUCAGUCGGAACCCUGUAUGGCUUGUGUGUGAUCACAGCCAUCGGCAGUGGCCUGGCUAUGUUGACUGGCUAUUCGAUCGCUUCGCUUACCACGAAACCGGAGAACGCUGGGGCGGCGCUCAGCAUGCAGAACGUGUCGCAGCUUGGAGGCCAGGUCAUCGCACUCGCGGUCGCGGGCCAGAUUUUCCACUCGAUCGCAGUCAGAAAUCUACGGCCUGUUCUGUCAGGCCAGAACUUUUCAGAGCAAGAUAUCGAGAGCGCUGUUGCAGGCGUUCAGAGCAAGGUGCUAGAGCAAGUGCAUGGAGCGUUGCGCGAGGAGGUCAUCGUGGCGCUUGUCAACGCGAUGCAGAAAGUGUUUGUGCUAAUCCCCGUCGCAGGAGGUGUCAUGCUGCUGGCGGCGUUGUGUAUGAAGCGGGAGAGGAUUCUCGGGAUAGCUGCUGUAGCCGCUGCGUAUGUAGGUGCGAGAGUCGGAAACUUGACAUGCCGGCAACAGCGGAGCGGACUAUCUGAUGUUCCGUCUUGGCACCACCACCUGCGUGUUGAGAAUAAACUCGGAGAGUCGGAGGCUCGGAGCUCCUUUACCGGGGCUAGGCCUAGUCCAGUUAGUGUAUCUAUUUUUUACGUCGCACCUCAUGCGUGCCCUCCGUGGCAUCCAUCACCGUCCAUAGACACUUUGGACUCUUUAGCUGCAAAUUGA
Molecule: messenger RNA, 1953 nt
Organism: Exophiala aquamarina CBS 119918
Lineage: Eukaryota; Fungi; Ascomycota; Eurotiomycetes; Chaetothyriales; Herpotrichiellaceae
Exons: 1
Coding region: 1-1953 (650 amino acids)
Biological process (GO): transmembrane transport
Molecular function (GO): transmembrane transporter activity
Source: RefSeq, a predicted model, not a curated record